Messenger RNA from Macrosiphum euphorbiae (potato aphid), 1068 nucleotides. The record is from the annotation of a GenBank genome assembly. Lineage: Eukaryota; Metazoa; Arthropoda; Insecta; Hemiptera; Aphididae.
AUGAGGCGAUCAACUAAAUUUAGAAAUGAAUCUCACUCUGUAAGAAUACUAGAAGAUUUACAAUCUCUACGCCAGAAUGAAGUUUUAUGUGAUGCUAGAUUUGAAGCAGAUGAUGAUCAAAGAAAAGAUUUGUUGUCAGAAUUAAUGGAACAUGUACGUUUGCCCCUAUUAAGACCUGAGAUUUUAGAUAAUAUAGCUGAAGAAUCUCUUCUAAAUAAUAGUCCUAAAUGUAAAGAUUAUGUAUUUGAAGCUAUACGUUUUAAUCUAAAAAAAUCUUUCCAGCAUUUCACCAUUCCAACAACAAUUAGAUAUAAACCUAGACAGUUUGGUGGUUCACAAAAAGUUAUUCUAUUGUUCAAUAAGUCUGAUACAUUGCCAAAGUGUCGUACACAAUGGUAUGACCCAACAUCCAAGCUACAAAAGAAUGGACCAGAGAUGAAUGAUUGUCGACAGACAUCUGGUCUAGGUGUAAUAAGAGAUCAAUUUGUGUUUGCUCUGGGAGGCUUAAAUAUGUCAAGUUCUAAAUCUGUUAGUAUGGUUGAUGUAUCUUCACAAUCGCCCUCUUGGGUUCCAAUGGUCGACAUGUUAAUUACAAGAACACGAUUAGGAGUUGGUGUAUUAGAUGAUCGCAUAUAUGCUGUUGGCGGUUAUGACGGCACCAGAGGAUUAAAUAGUGUAGAGGUAUUUGAUGUCAGUACACAAAAAUGGAGAAUGGUAACUAGUAUGACUUCUAACAAAUGGGAUUUGGGCGUUGGUGUACUCAACAAUCGUUUAUACGCGAUUGGAGGUGGUGAUAAAAAUGUUACGAACUCUGUUGAAUAUUAUGAUCCCACACUUGACUCAUGGACACCAGUUUCAAAUAUGUCUACAAAUCGUCAAGGCGCUGGUGUAGGGGUCUUGGACGGUGUUCUUUAUGCUAUUGGCGGCUAUACUGGAUCAGCUAAUCUUAAAAGUGUUGAGGCUUAUAGACCAAGUGAAGGGGUUUGGUCUCCUAUUGUUGAUAUGCAUAUGUCCAGGAAGAACCCUGGAGUAAUAGCAUUGGAUGGUUUAUUAUUCCGCACUGAGUGA